AUGAAUCGAUCGACAGUGGCAAGAUUCAGCACCACUUCAAUGGCCGCCGCCAGAAACAGGCUGCCAACUAACAUAAAACUUAGAAGACCCAUUCCCCCUACCAUAGACAACAUCACUGUUCCUGAAAACCAUCCAUUGUGGCAGUUUUUCGACAACAAGAACUUUCUUAGAAAACCCCAGGAAAUUCAAACAACUGGUCGUCCAUGGACAAUUCAAGAGCUGAGAAGGAAGAAGUUUGACGACUUGCACAAGCUAUGGUAUGUGUGUUUGAAAGAGAGAAAUGUACUGGGCAGAGAACACCGACUAUUGGAAAGCGUUGAUUCUCAGAGUGCCAUUAUUUACGAAGAGCAAAGUGAACAAAUCAGGACUACGAUGUGGAGAAUCAAGCACGUUUUGAGAGAAAGGCAAUUGGCGGAGACAAAGUCUAGAGAAAAAUUACUGAAGUCCUCCGAGCUACAAGAUUAUUUACAGGAUUUUAAACAGGAGUACUUGGAUUCUCAGGACGUUGAAACUCAAGAAUGGUACGACAAACUGGAAAGGCUACAGUAUGCUAUAUUUGGAAUCCCUAAUUAUUUAUCCGCUGACACUGUAGUUGAUGAGCAUUUCCUGGAGGGUGUCAAGUUCAUUGGAGAAUUGAAGUUUGCCAAAUUUUCUGAAAGCGUUCCUGAAUUGCAAGACUUGGGAAAACUGUCAAGCAUAGUUGAAAAUUACGCUCUGUUUGAAGAGACUAGCAAUAAGGAAGGAGUUACUCUUGCUGUCAAAAGAAUUGAAGAGUACAGAGCUAAUGAUAUUCAAAUUCCUCAAGAGAAGGAACUGGAAGUUAUUCAAGAACUUGUCAGAGAUCGAUUAGAAGUCGCAGAAUAA
Messenger RNA from Komagataella phaffii GS115, 864 nucleotides. Its product is annotated as Mitochondrial ribosomal protein of the large subunit. Gene Ontology annotation, biological process: mitochondrial translation. The record is from RefSeq and is a predicted model, not a curated record. Gene Ontology annotation, cellular component: mitochondrial large ribosomal subunit; mitochondrial ribosome. Bases 1 to 864 code for a protein of 287 amino acids. NCBI's taxonomy places the organism in Eukaryota, Fungi, Ascomycota, Pichiomycetes, Pichiales, Pichiaceae. The transcript has a single exon. Gene Ontology annotation, molecular function: structural constituent of ribosome.